AUGGGGCAGCGGGGAGGUGGAGGGUAAGAUAUCUCAGCAUCAGCAGUUGGGGAAGUGGUGGAGUUGCAGAGGGAGUAAGAAUCUGGGCCUAGGAAAAGGAUACAGGCUUGGAAAUCCAAAUCGAGCGGUAUAAGAUAUCUCAGCAUCAGCAUCUAGGGAGAGGGGCCACCCAAGCAAAUGGAUUUUUUUGUGGGUGGGGGGGGGUGAGGAAGAAGGACCAGGGAAGAAACUGGGAGUGAGACAAAACAGGAUCCGGAAUGUGUGGGGAGAGAAUUGGAAGGAGGGGUAGUUGUUUUCUACUGUGCUAAGGCAAGGAAUGAGGAUAGAAUAUCAAGGCAUCAGCGUUUGGGGGAAGGAGGGAGGAGGAGUUCAAGGAGGGGCUGGCGAGCAGGGAAGAGAUAUGGGGCAGCUAAGGAAGGAGGGUGGGGGAGUCACACUAGGCCAGAGGCACACAGAAACCUGCCUUAUUUUGCUCCAUCCGCUAAGUAAAAAAACCUAAGACUCCGGUCCUCAUGGCUUUGAAUAAAUGGCUGGUUUAAAUAGGAACCCAGAGAGCUGUUUUAUAGCAUUGGUCACAGGAACAGUCCAUCUUGCUCAGUAAUGUUUACACUGGCUGGCAGCAGCUCUCCAGGGUUUCAGGCAGGGAUUGAAGUUGGGAUCUUCCGCAUGCAAGCUGGACACACUACGGCCCUUCCCCAACAUGGCGCCCUAAAGACAUUAAUUGAGGUUUCCAGCUCCCAUCAACCGCACCCGCUACGCCCAGAAAUGAUGGGAGGCAGAAUGCAACCACAACUUAGUGGGCACCAGGUUGGUUAGCCCUCCGUCGGGCAGAGAGGAAUAAGGGUUCAGGGCACCCCCAGCAAUUGUGUGUGCAGUGGGGAGAAGGAAGGGGGGAGAAGGACCCAGACCAAGAGUUCAGGUGGGACUCGGAGAGGUCAGUUCUUGGAAGGCACCAGCAAAGAACCCCUGGAAUGGUGGUCUGACAAUAGACUGGGGGAGAGAAUAUCAAUAUUCAAUAUUUAAGACUACAUUUAAAGCACACUGAUUCCCCCCCCACACACACAGAAUCCUGGGAACUGUAGUUCACUCCUCCCAGAACUGCAAUUCCCAGCGCCCUUCGCAAACUACAGUUCCCAGGAUUCUUUGCAGGACAGAGAGAGGAAUGUGCUUUAGAUGUACAGUGGUACCUCAGGUUAAGUACGUAAUUCGUUCCGGAGGUCCGUACUUAACCUGAAACUGUUCUUAACCUGAAGCACCACUUUAGCUAAUGGGGCCUCCUGUUGCUGCCGCGCCGCCAGAGCACGAUUUCUGUUCUCAUCCUGAAGCAAAGUUCUUAACCCGAGGUAAUAUUUCUGGGUUAGUGGAGUCUGUAACCUGAAGCGUAUGUAAGCUGAAGCGUCUGUAAGCCGAGGUACCACUGUACUGUAUGGUGCGUAAGCAGCCUAAGAGAGGCACCCAUAGAUGACUUUUUUUUUGGAGGGGGGGACUGAAGGAUCCAGAGCAUGCAUUAGUGAAAUUACUACGCAACUGAGAGCUCUAGGCAUGAGCAUUUGGGUAGGGAUCUAGGUAGAAGUCUAGAAGAAUCUGGAGCAAAUAUCUAGAAGAAGAAAAGGAGGUAAGCAGGAGAGAUAUGGAGCUGUAAGCCUUUCAGGUGCUUCCCAGUGUGGGGGGAGUAAGCCCCACUGAUCUGAAAAAGCUUACUUUUGGACCCCUUUAGUGGGUGGCAUCCUGAUUCAAGGCAGGUCACCACAGGAGCACUCGCAAAUAUAUGGUAAAAGCCCCCAAAUGCAUGUUUGGGUUACAAGGGAGCCCUGGCUGUGAAAAGGUUGUAGAUACCUAGCCCAGGGAAUUGGUGCUUAACUAGCAGGGGUUUUUUUGGGGGGGGGGGGCACAAACCUUCCCAUGGGGGUCAAGGGUGGGGGAGGUUAAAGGUCAAAAGAGAGGGGAUCCAAGAGGGUGUUCAAAAGUUAAGAGAAGGGAAUGGGGGAAGGGAAUUCUCCAAAAUUCAUUCCCUUCUCCCCAGUUAAGAUAUUAAAAGAACUAUAAAAAAGCAGAGAAAUAAUCUGGGGUGGGGAAUCUCCAAACCUCACCCCCCCACACACACAAGAAACUAAAAUAAUAAUAAUGCAAACACUGGAAGUAUUUAGAGAGGCGGUCUUCCAAAAUUCACCCCCCCACACCCCAAUAACUAAUAAAAUACGGAUAACAUGAAAGGAUGGGGGGAAUCUCCCAAAAUUCGCCCCCAAGAGCUUUGUAAAAAAAGAAAUAAAAUGGAGGGGAGCAAUCUACAAAAUCCACUCCCAGUAACUGAAAAACAAAUAAAGACGAUGGAAAUAUUUGGGAUGGGGAAUUCCCCCCCCCCCAUAACAACAACAACAAAAAUAGUAUAGAAGUACAGUAUUGCGUGGGGAGGGGGGAGGAAUCUCCCAAAUUAACUAAAAAGAGACAGAGACACAGCACAGAAGCAUUCAUGGGGGAGAAAAUGCCCCAAACUCACCCCCCCAACACACACAACUACAUAAAAAGCCAGAUGUCAUGAAAGUAUUUAGGAGGAGAGAAACCUCAAAAAAUAUAUAUAUUUGGAGAGGGGUUUGGGUUUUUUUGAAGGUUUCUCUCCUCCUAAAUACUUUCAUGUCAUCUUGCUUUUUAUGUAAAAAAAUUGAAAUAACUACAGUUGAGAGCACCAUCUUCCCCCCCCCGCUCCGGUCCCCUUGCCCGGCCGGCUCCCUUUCCAACCGAGCGGCGGAGGGAGGCGAGCUCUGGGCCGCCGGGGCGACCCCAAAAACUCGGCCGGAUCCCCCGCCGCCGCGUGGCGCACCUUAACGAGCCGCCUCCGGGCGCCCCUCGCCUCCGCUGCUGCUGGUGCCGCCGCCGCGCUCCAUCCCCCGGCCAGGGCCGCUACGCCCUCCUGGAAGCGGCCCGCGCCCGUGCGCCCUGGCCGCGCCCGCCUGCCCGCCGUGCGCCCUGGCCCAUGGCUGCGCUACCGCCGGCGCGCCCGGCCCCGGAUUGCCUGGCUGGCUUGGCGGCGGCGGCGGCUGGGCUGCUUUCCCCCCCUCCCCGUUUCCCGGGCGGGGAUGGAUGGAGAGGAGGAGGAGGAGGGAAGGAGGAGGGCUGGGGGGUGGGGGGACGGAAGUGAUGAAAGGGACCGCCGAUCUCGGGGGCUGCUCCUCCGGGAAGCAGCUCCGGGUGGAGAAAGCGCCGCCGAGCGCUGGAUGCGCUUUUACGCACGAGGAGAAGCCGCCUCGCGUUUACUCGGGAGUCAGCCUCUCCAUCUCCUCCAGCCAAGCUUUUCUUUGCAGGAGGCAAAGGAAAUUGUUCUCCCGCCCUCCCCAAAUCCAGACUGAUAUCGGGCCCUGGGCCGGAUCCAGCUUUUCUCACGAGUAGACCCAUGGCAGUGAAUGGAGCGCAGUUGGCCUGGCCCGUUCGCUUUCAGUAGCCCAUUUGACUCCCUCCCCCCUGCAAGAAUCCUGGGAAUUGUAGUAUCUUACUCAGGGUGCUGGGAACUGUAGCUCCGCCAUGGGUGAACUACAGUUCCCAGGAUUCUGGGAAGGCGGGCUGAGAAUGUGCUCUGACUGUAAUGGUUGCAUAUGCAGCCAGGCUAAAAAAUGGGCAGGCCGCCUCCCCAUAUUUUCUAGCUACUCGCCCCAUUUUUCUAACAUCAUGGAGCCCAGAGUAGCAUGCAGGCGGAUCUCAUCCGGACACUGGCCAGACCUGCUAAACUUCAGCAGGGCGGUGGCCUCCUGAGCCUUCUGCGAUGGGAACCUGGGGCUCUCCAGAUGUUGCCUUGGGACUCCAGCAGCCUUCGUGUUCAGGGUUGAACAUCUGGAAGGCCGCCAGAUGAGAAGGCUGCGGUAUCUGAUGAUGUGGGUAGUGCAUGGGUAGGCAAACUAAGGCCAAUCGCCUUCUCAGUCCGGCCCGCAGAUGAUCCAGGAAUCAGCGUGUUUUUACAUGAAUAGAAUGUGUGCUUUUAUUUAAAAUGCAUCUCUGGGUUAUUUGUGGGGCAUAGGAAUUUGUUAAUUUUUAAUUUUUUUUUCCAAAAUAUAGUCCGGCCCUCCACAAGGUCUGAGGGACAGUGGACCGGCCCCUUGCUGAAAACGUUUGCUGAUCUGUUUUCUUUUUUCCCCUUUUUCUGUCAUUUUUGGAAAAUUAAUAAAAUGUUAAAAAUAAAUAAAUAAAUAAGGAAGGAAGGAAGGAAGGAUUGGGCAAAUUGUGGCUUCCAACCCUAUGCUUUGACAAGCCAGGCUCUUUUUAUGUUCUUAUUUAAUACCCCACAUUUAUACCAGCACGGCAAAACUGAAAACAGGUACUGCACAACUAAAACACCCAGUAAAUAAAAAUCUACAGAUGGCAGGUGGUAUACUACUACUACUACUAAUAUUAAUAAUAAUAAUUUAAAUAUAGCCCUAUUAAAAGCAGCGCUAAAAACGCUUAAAGCUAUUUAAAAGCACACACACCUCCAGGAGACCUUGCCACAGCAGCUGGUUAGUGGCCAAAGGCUUGUCUGAACGACAAAUGAAAAAGUCUGCCUGCCAAGGAAAGGAAAGCAGAGGGAGCCUCCCAUGGAAGGGAAUUCCACUAUCUGGGGGCAGCCACCAACAAGGCCCCGCCUCAUAUCAUCACCGGGCACAGCCCUAGAGGACAGGUGGGCGUCUCCCAAGUUUGAUUGGUGGGUGGUGCUGACCUAUAUGAGUUCAGGUGAUUGGCAGGUGGGCGUGGCUUGGCCAAGAGGCCCAGGGAUGAGGCUCAGAGACUAGGCAGCUUCACACCACCCAUCAAUGUGUGAAUAUGCUUUUUUAAAAUAACAAACACACCCUGCAAACAAGUGACAGCAAGUACAGUGGUACCUCAGGUUAAGUACUUAAUUCGUUCCGGAGGUCCGUACUUAACCUGAAACUGUUCUUAACCUGAAGCACCACUUUAGCUAAUGGGGCCUCCCGCUGCUGCUGCGCCGCUGGAGCAUGAUUUCUGUUCUCAUCCUGAAGCAAAGUUCUUAACCUGAAGCAAUAUUUCUGGGUUAGCGGAGUCUGUAACCUGAAGCGUAUGUAACCUGAGGUACCACUGUAGUGUGUGUGUGUGUGUGUGUGUAAUGAAAACUAUAGCAGGAAGUCACACACACAGAUCUGCUUUUGUGACUACGGUCCCCGGAGGCCCCAUCCUCACUAUCAAUUUAAAGCAGUGUCAUACCACUUUAAAUACUCAUGAAUUCCCCUGCCCCAAGAAUCUUGGGAACUGUAGUUUGUUAGGGGUGCUCUUAGGAGGACCCCGCCCCCAUUCUUCUCGCACAGCUGCAAUUCCCAGAGUGGCUUAACCAUCAAUCCUUCCUCCCAGGGAACUCUGGGAAUUGUAGUGCUGAGAGGGUAAUACUGUGGGGGGGGGGUGCAUGUCCUAACAAUUCCCAGCAACCUCAGUUCACUACAAUUCCCAGAAUUCUUUGAGGGAAGCCACGACUGCUUAUAAGUGGUGUCGCCCUGCUUUAAAUGUACAGCGGGACGCGGGCAGCGCUGUGGUCUAAACCACUGAGCCUCUUGGGCUUGCUGAUCGGAAGGUCGGCGGUUCAAAUCCCCGCAACAGGGUGAGCUCCCAUUGCUCUGUCCCAGCUCCUGCCAACCUAGCAGUUCGAAAGCACACCAGUGGGAGUAGAUAAAUAGGUACCACUGCGGAGGGAAGGCAAACGGUGUUUCUGUGCGCUCUGGUUUCCGUCACGAUGUUCUGCUGCGCCAGAAGCGGUUUAGUCAUGCUGGCCACAUGACCCGGAAAGCUGUCUGUGGACAAACGCCGGCUCCCUCGGCCUGAAAGCGAGAUGAGCGCCGCAACCCCAUAGUCGCCUUUGACUGGACUUAAUCGUCCAGGGUCCUUUACCUUUUACCUUAAAUGUAUAGCUCAGUGGGCCAUGGAGAGGUUCCGCAUGGAGGAAAUUUUCAACCCCGUAAAUGGCCUUCUUGGAGCAAAGGAACUUUGAAGGGAGGCUGCAAUGUGAAAUGGCGAAAUUGCAAUACAUCCAUAGGUUAAAUGCUAUCACUUGAGGAAGGAACGGAAACAAAGGGGUUUUAAAUGCAUACGUGCUAAUCGGCUUACCAAUGCCAGGAUAUCUCUUUUUAUCAAGAGCUGUUUUGCGAAACCUUGCUGUCGAUCACGCAGUUAUCGCUAUCUCUGAUUCUCUGCAUCUCAUCUCCCACCGACCUCUCUGUUUACAAAACCCCACCCUGCUACCAGCCAUGAGUGUGUAUCCCUAACUCAGGACGGCUCCGUUUUCCCCAAAAGCUGAUGCCGUAAUAAAUUUGCUCGUUUCCAUUAGUUGCCGCAAAGCUCUGUCGUUUUUCCCCUUGGUUGUCCAAUGCAACUCCUACUCAGAUCAGACCCAUUGAUGUAAAACAAGAAAAUCCUUAAUAAAAUAUUAAAAAAAAAAAGAACAGGAAGUAGUUCAAAAUUAGGGGAGACCGGCAUUAGACCGUUAAUUCUUCUCCCGCUGAGUAUGCAUUCUAACAUUAUUAUUUCUUACAUUGUUAUUUUUGGUGUGAGUGUGUAUUUGGUAACUUUCCACAACUACCUGUUGGGGUGGAAUAUUUGAUUGCAGCACCUUUUGAAGAUGAACUGAAUUUGUAACAGUUUAGCUGAAGAGCCUUUGAGAAACAACCUGCUUUAUAGAAUUUAAAAAAAAAAAAAAAAAAGAUCAGACCCAUUGUUAUGUACUGAGUUGAAUAGGAUCCAAACUGCAGCAGUCUGAUUGGUCCUAGAACAAUAGGAUCCAAAAUGCAGCAGUCUGAUUGGUCCUAGAACAAUAGGAUUCAGAAUGCAACAGUCUGAUUGGUCCUAGAACAAUGCAGCAGUAUGAUUGGUUGGCAGGAACCACCCAAUCCUGCUCCAGAUAGAAGUGAAUCCACAACCUGAUUGGCUUACAGUAGAAUUCCGGAAUUAGCCAAUCAUGUGCAGCCCAUUGUGUAAAUAAUGUAUAUAAAGCAGAUACUGUGAGGGGACAUUCAUUCAUUCCCUCCUCACCACUAUGAGCUGAAUAAAGAGCAUGAAAUCACUUUGCGAUUCUGAGUAUAUUUCACCCAUUGAAACCAAUAGGCUUAGAAAAGGGUUGGAGACAGAUCAGAGUGGGCUUUCUCAGGGGGGGGUGAAGCUGAAGAACUGGGGAGAUGGGGGUGGGAUUCAGUUCUCAGUACGAGGAUGGAAGACUGAGGUGAAAUGCCAAUACACAGAUAGAUAAGAUUGUGCUUUAUUAGGAACACAAAUACCGUAUUGGCCCGAAUAUAAGCCACACCUGAAUAUAAGCUGCACCUUUAAAAUUGGGGGGGGGGGAGAGAAAAAGAAAAAAUACCCAAAUAUAAGCCGCUCCAUUCCUUGCUGCUCCUGGCUGCAUACUGGGGGGGGGGGAGCCCUGCUGCGUUGCCGGCGGGCUUUCCCCUUCCUCACUCUCUCCCUUCCUGGGGGAGAGGAUGGGGGACUAUGUGUGGGGUGGGCGCCUCUUUGCCCCCCACUCCUGGCUACAAACUGUAAGGUCGCGAAUAUAAGCUGCACUUUAACUUUUCACGGUCGGAAUUUGAGUGAGGCUUAUAUUCAGGCCAAUAUGGUACAGUGGUACCUCGGGUUAAGUACUUCAUUCUUUCCGGAGGUCCGUUCUUAACCUGAAACUGUUCUUAACCUGAGGUACCACUUUAGCUAAUGGGGCCUCCCGCUGCCACCGCGUGAUUUCUGUUCUCAUCCUGAAGCAAAGUUCUUAACCUGAGGUACUAUUUCUGGGUUAGCGGAGUCUGUAACCUGAAGCGGAUGUAACCCGAGGUACCACUGCAUUCCAUUUUGUAUUUUCUUUGACAGGCAUAGGCAAACUUGGCCCUCCAGAUGUUUUGGGACUACAACUCCCAUAACCCCUAGCUAACAGGACUGGUGGUCAGGGAUGAUGGGAAUUGUAGUCCCAAAACAUCUAGAGGGCCGAGUUUGCCUCUGCUUGUUCUUUGCACCCUCCUCAAGGGCUUUUGCCUGGCUGGAGUGUGUCCUCGAACUCCAACCCUGCCUCUUGCUUCCCUGGAGAGGUGUGUGUGAGUGUGUGGAGAAACUAGCCUAUGGUACAGAGGAAAAUGCGCAUUCAUUGCGUCGCUCCCUAUUGCCUCUGGCCCGCCCCCACUGCCUUGUGGCCCCUGAGGAGAUCAUCCAGAAGGGACCGUGGCCCUCAGGCUUCCAAACCUUUCCUGCCCCUGUCCUUGUGAUAGGAAUUUUGAGGUCUUAGAUAUAUGUUAAAUGUUCAUAAGUGUACCAACCAAGCACGUACAUAGAUCAGCACAGGAAGACCGACCUAAGACCAUUUUGAUUCCCAAACUGAGCAAAUGUUUUCUCUGCAAGGUCAAAGGAAAAUGGAAAAGCCUCCCCACUGUCUCUUUCCUAACAAAUCCUGUCUUAAGGGCACAUUUAAUAUAGGAAUAGGGUGUGAGCCUGACCUGGCUCAGGAACUAAGUAUUUAUCAUUACAAAAGACUAGCCAGGCUCCCCAGGCAAUCCAAUCAAGUGACCAUUAACCAGGUAACCUGGCAGACAGGAGGUAAACAAAGCACUCAGAUUUCUCUUGUAGAUCACACUUUCUGUGAUGUAUGUGGGGGUGGUCUUGAUCUACAAGGUAGCAAUUUCAAAAGUCUAUAUAACGGCUUGCACACCAUUGUUUGAGGUCCUCCUCCUUUCCUGCGUGUGAGGAGAGCACCCUGUUGCAAGAGAUCAAUAAAGAUCAGGCUUACUAGCUGCUUUGCUUCUCAAUAUUCUCUGGUUGGCCUCUGUUAUUCUCUCCUACCAAUAGGGAACCUAUGUAAGGGCUCUAUAUGGGCUCUUGGAUACCCCAUAAGGGGGGAAAGGGCAGAUUUUGGUUUACAACAUCCUAGUGAGGCCCUGCUGCACAUCCCCUCACCUGGGGCUGCUAAACCUGCCAAAGAGAGCAAGGACUUGUCAGUCACAGCCCCACAGCUCUGAAACUCCAGAGAGCUCUGAAUCCGAUGAAAAGUGCCCCUUUUCCAAGGAAGCAGCCGGUUUCUGCUACGUCCUGUUCGUCAGCCGAACUCUGAAGGAGCUGCCGCCGCCUUGCCGCUCUUCCCAUGCCUUUGGCUGGCGGGAUUUCCGCCAAGGGCCGCAUACGGUUCCAUCACACGCGUCGUAA
Molecule: messenger RNA, 9138 nt
Organism: Podarcis lilfordi (Lilford's wall lizard)
Lineage: Eukaryota; Metazoa; Chordata; Lepidosauria; Squamata; Lacertidae
Source: the annotation of a GenBank genome assembly